Messenger RNA from Phialemonium atrogriseum, 1584 nucleotides. RefSeq names its product ASST-domain-containing protein. The transcript has 2 exons. NCBI's taxonomy places the organism in Eukaryota, Fungi, Ascomycota, Sordariomycetes, Cephalothecales, Cephalothecaceae. The record is from RefSeq and is a predicted model, not a curated record. The coding region runs from base 1 to 1584 and encodes 527 amino acids.
AUGGUCCGCACCAGUUUUGUUGCAUCCUGCAUCGCCAGCCUCGUAGCUGUGCAGGCGCAGUCGCAGCUGAGCAGCAACACCAUCGACGACUACGACGGCUUCAACGCCGGCAAGUAUGGCAACAAUCCCAGCCAGUCGUAUGUGUCCUCGGACCUCAUCUCGCCCAUGUUCCAGGUCAACACGUGGGAAGACGAGUUGAUUGACAAGUCCGGAUUCAUGUUCAUCUCUCCCAAAGUAAACGCGGGCGGCCGCAUCCGUGGGCCUAUGAUCUUCUCCAAGAAGGAUCUGAGCCUGGUCUAUGCCAACCAGACAUGGGAGACAGCCUGGAACACCAGGGUGCAGCAAUACAAGGGCAAGCCCUACCUUACCUUCUGGGUGGGCACGGAACCGCAGGGCCACGGAUUGGGCUCGUGCCUGAUGGUCGACCAGAGCUACAACCUCGCAUAUAACAUCACGACGUCGAACAUCGGAACGGAAGCCGACAACCACGAAUGCCAGCUUACGCCUGACGGGACUGCUCUGGUUACGGCCUACCCCACGAGGGACUUUGACAUGAGGCCGCUCAACGGGCCGGAGAACGGAACCCUUCGCGACAGCGCCUUCCAAGAGAUCGACAUCGAGACCGGUCGAGCUGUGUUCACAUGGUACGCCUCCGACCAUUUCAACAUCAGCGACUGUGCCGUUCCGUACGCCAGCGAGGACUACGGCACCGGCACGGACGUCUACGGCUGGGACUUUGCGCACAUCAACUCGGUCCAGAAGACAGCUGCCGGCGACUACCUCGUCUCCCUGCGACGCCUGAAGGCGGUGGUCUUGAUCAGCGGCGUCGAUGGCUCCGUCAUCUGGCAGGUCGGCGGCGUGAACAACAUGUUCAAGGACCUCUCGUGCGGCAAGGCGACCAACUUCGGCUUCCAGCACAACGCCAACCCGCUGGACCCGGAGCACCGCGACCUCUCACACAUCACCAUGUUCGACAACCACGCGUACGCGGCCACGGCAAGCAACCCGGGCUGCGAGUCAAACUGCAGCCGGCUGCUGCACCUCAAGCUCGAUUUCGACCGCAUGACUGCCCGCGUAGUGGCCGCGUACCCGCACCCGCUGAGCGUGCAGGCUGCGGCCAUGGGCGGAUACCAGACGCUGCCUGGGAGUGGCAACAUCUUGGCCGGGUGGGGAAUGGUCCCCAGCAUCACGGAGCACAGGAAGGAUGGUAGGAACGUCAUGGACCUCCAGCUGUCGCCGUUCAGCAGCAUCGCGUCGAGAGGCGGCGCGUGGAUCUACAGGGCGUACCAGAUGGACUGGGUUGGGAAGCCGACAUGGGACCCUGCCCUUGUGGCUGACGAGGCGACCAACAAGGCCUAUGUUAGCUGGAACGGGGCUACCGAGGUUGCGAGCUGGCAGUUGUUCGGAGGAAACAGCAAGGACGCGCUGUACUCGAUCGAGACCUUGACGAGAUCAGGGUUCGAGACUGUCUUCGAGUUGGAGCCUCUACCAGCAGUGAUGCGGGUUACUGCGCUGGACGCCGAUGGUAAGGCUAUCGGCCAGAGCAACAUUGUUCAGACGGGAGGAAGCUGCCAGAGCAACUAG